AUGGACCUCGACUCGGGAGCAUCGGUCCACGAUGGCGACGAGUACUCUCAGUCAGACGAACAUCUGAUCCACCGAGCGGCUGCAUGGCAGUUGCGGCGGUUGCGCAAAGAUGCUUUGGUGCGGCUUUAUACGCUGGCAUCGGGGCCCUCGUGUACUCCGGACCCGUCGACAGAGCUGACAAAGCCGGAGCUCAUUGACGCGCUGCUGGGUGCGCGUGCUGCCUCGUCGUCAUUGCCCACACCAUCCCGCUCUCCUCCGCAAACACGUGCAUCCCGCGAAAUAAAAGAUCUCCCCGCUCGCCCUCGUCGCCAAACCGUAUCGCAUCCUGCUCCUGUCCCUGCAUCACUCUCAUGCGACGGCGGAGACGAAGCAGACGGCGACGAAGCGCCUUCCUCAAAACGCAUGAAACUUGGCAAGCGCCGACCAUCGCCAACAUUGCCCAUGAAGCCACAAGCGCCCAGCGCGUCACUCGCACUCGCUCUGCUCAGAUCGACACUACCCACCCCGCGUUUGCGAGUAGCAACUUCUCGUAGCGAAAUCGUCCCUAAUUCUCCGGCCCCGGCUGGACGCCGGCGCCGACCUCGUGCAAAGCAUCAGCAUCACCAGCAGCUACGUACACCCCCUAGCGAUGACGGUGACGAUGAAGCAGGAAUCACAAGCGCGGAUAGCGAAGCCGAAGCACUGAGCCCUGACGUCGCCGACAUAUCACACAUGGCUCAGAUCGCCGAUGACACCGUGGUGCUCGAACCCGAAGACGAGACUGUACGUGUCUUACGAAAUGGCAAAGUUGUCAGGCAGGAAUCGGAGAUGGAUGUUAUCAGACAACCAGAUGAGGCCGAGUCGAGUGAUUUGACCGAGCUCGACUCGGAAGAAGAGGACGAUGACGAUGACGAGAAUGAUGUUACCAUGCGGCCAACUCGCCGAGAUGAAGAGAGCGAUGACGAUGAAGAAGUGGGUAGUGAUAUCCAGGUCUUGGAUGCAGAGGGUGAUGAGGAUGGAGCCGAUGAUGACGAUGAGGAAGAGGCGGACGAGGAAAUGGCCACCCAGUCCACCCAACUCGAAGACGAUGACUUGGAUAUAGACCUCUCCCAAGCAACCGAUAAAUCCCUCCUCCGCCUUAAGCGUGACGCUCUUCUCCGCCUCUGCUUAUCGCGCUCUAUCUCUGCGAAUGGCACCAAACCUCAACUCGUCCAGGCUCUGCUCGGAUGGCGCGACAAGUCCGAAUUCACAGAUGCGCCCAGUUCGACUAUGUCUGAACUCACCGAGUUGGACGAACCCAUCUCGCCCGUGAGCACAUUGCCCAUGUCUGACGCCAGUUCGGAACUAUCAGAAGAAACCGUCAUUGUUUCUGUCGCUGGAUCGUCGCGCAAGGGAAGCAAGGGCAAAUCGCGCGUACCGUCAACCAAGAAGCCCAACAAGCGGAGGUCGACUCCGGUUCUGGAGCGCUCUUCGAGGGUGUAUGUCGCAGAUCAGCCUGAUACGCCUCGUGCCCCUCGUCAGGGAAGCAACAACGGAAUCAAUGUCGGCAACCCGCCCGGAAUGCCGCUGGGCGUCGGAAGCGGGAUGACCAAGGAUGAAUUAGAGAUCGAUCUUGAAGAGCUGGGCUUGGAAGACAAGGAAAUCCCAUCCGACAAGUUGGUCAAGCUGGAAAAGAUUGGAAGUGGAGGGUUUAAAGACGUUUAUAUCGGCCGGCUGCGUGGCCGCGUCAAGGUUGCUAUCGCCGAGUUCAGAGGCCAAUUAAGUGCUAUGGAUAUCAAGGAGCUCAAAUUGCUAAAAGACUUCGAUCAUCCCAACGUCGUUCGAUUCCUCGGUGUUAGUAUACCCGAGAACCCAAGGGACACGCCUGUUAUGAUGGUCAGCGAACUCUGUGCCAACGGAGAUCUGUUUGAUUAUAUCCGCAACGUGCCUGUUCCAUCAUUGCGCAAAGUACUCUCCUUGAUGCUUGAUAUCGCCCGUGGUAUCAAGUACUUGCACGAACACAAGCCACCAGUGAUUCACAGAGAUUGCAAAUCUUCCAAUAUUUUAAUUACCAACAAGGUCACCGCCAAGAUUGCCGAUUUUGGUCUUGCCAAGGUUAAACAAUCCACACGAUCCAUGGUCAGGUCACUUGUCGGAACUGUGAACUGGCAGGCUCCCGAGUUGUGGCAUGCCCAUCCAAAGUAUGACUACAAGGUCGACGUGUACUCGUGUGGCUGCGUGUUUUGGGAGAUGAUGCAAUGGCAUCUGCCAAACAAGAAAUACCCUUGGGAGGGAAUGAACGAACAUGCAAUUUACGAAGCUGUAGGUGCGAAAAAGCAACGACCUCCAAUCAAUGGUCUGCGCAAGCAAUAUUGUCCAGAAAUCGUUGACCUCGUGGAAAAAAUGUGGGCACAAGAGGCGAAGGACCGCCCGACUAUCAAGCGCGUGGUCGAAGAGCUCGAGCGUCUGAUACAGAUGUAUUAA
Molecule: messenger RNA, 2442 nt
Organism: Rhizoctonia solani
Lineage: Eukaryota; Fungi; Basidiomycota; Agaricomycetes; Cantharellales; Ceratobasidiaceae
Product: Serine/threonine-protein kinase
Exons: 10
Coding region: 1-2442 (813 amino acids)
Biological process (GO): protein phosphorylation
Molecular function (GO): ATP binding; protein kinase activity
Source: RefSeq, a predicted model, not a curated record